AUGCCACGAGUCCGUGGUCACUCGAGCGACGAUUAUCUCCAAGAGGCUCCGAGGCAGAUCAUGAUGCACCCAGCCGACUCGAGAAUGGAAACCUCGCCUCUGUACCGUCAAAGUCCUUACGCCUACGGCUACCACCACCCUUCACGCAUGCAGUCCUUGUCCAUGGGCGCUAUUCACCCCCUCGACAGGACACCCUUCUCAGCAGUCGGAUAUGGUCCUCAUUACCAGGACUAUAUGCGUUUCGGAGAGCUAGGAAUGGGUAUGAGCGGGGACAAUAAGCAGCGGAAGCGAAGGGGCAACCUGCCAAAAGAGACAACAGACAAGCUGAGGAAUUGGUUUGUUGGCCAUCUCCACCACCCGUACCCGACCGAGGAUGAGAAGCAGGAGUUGAUGCGCCAGACCGGCUUGCAAAUGAACCAAAUCUCAAACUGGUUCAUCAAUGCGCGACGCAGACAACUGCCAGCUAUGAUCAACAACGCACGCGCCGAGUCCGAUGCCAUGUCUUCGGGACGCAGCCAAGACGGCAAGGUCCUUCCCUCAACCGAGCGCGGUGAUUACGAUGUUGAUGGCAAGCAUCGAAACAGCCCCACCAUCAGCGAUGGCGGCGACAGCGCAUAUGACGACGACCUCGACGCUCGCAGGCAACCAUCGCACCUGAAGCGUGGCGGAAGCUACUAG
Molecule: messenger RNA, 678 nt
Organism: Diaporthe citri
Lineage: Eukaryota; Fungi; Ascomycota; Sordariomycetes; Diaporthales; Diaporthaceae
Exons: 2
Coding region: 1-678 (225 amino acids)
Biological process (GO): regulation of DNA-templated transcription
Molecular function (GO): DNA binding
Source: RefSeq, a predicted model, not a curated record